AUGGAACCUGAUCUUGAAGAAAACACAAGAUUAUUAUCUCCAGAUCCACAAAAUCCAGAAGAUGAAGGUUAUUUCAAUGCUCGUUUUUGUCCUAAUUCCCGUCAAACAUUCCGGAUUUGCCUUAACUUAAAAACCCUAAUUGAUAAAAUCGUCCCCAUAAUCUUCCCAGAAUCAGAAAUCACAUGUCAAAACUCACCAAUCCUAAACCGAAACGUAAUUGAUCUCGUUUAUAAAGCAGCAGGUGGUAAAGGGAAUGGUGAACGAGGUACAAGUUCUCAUAAAUAUCGUGCGGCUUUAGUAUUUUGUUUAUUAAGAGUUUGUGGCUGGUAUUGGCAACAAAGUAUUGAUGAAUUAACUGAUAAUGAACUUUAUAAACUUCGUGCAACCACGGCUCAAAGAUUGGCUGUUAUUAUUAUUGAACGUGAAACUGAAGAUGAUCAAUAUUUGUUUUUAGGUAUGUUAUGUCAUCGUUAUUCUAUUUGUUUAUUAGGAAUUGAUGCUGAUCCUGUAAGUGCUUUAGAAUUGGCGGUUGAUAUGCAUUCAACAAUGGUGAUUGGUGCAAGUGGUUAUCAAAGAUGUAUUAAAUGGUUAUGGAGAGGUUGGAUUGUUCAAUCAGAUACUGAUCCUCAUGCUUAUAUUAUGUAUAAAGAUGUUGCAUCCAAUUCAAUUGGAGCUCAUUUUGAUCCAGCAAGAAUUAAAACUCCUUAUUAUCAAAAUAUUUUGGAGAUUUUCUUUAAUUUAUUAUAUUUGGGAUUAUUUAGUAUUAUCUUAAAUGAAAGUAGAGAAGAAGUAGUUGCUCCUGAUUUCAUUGAAAUUUUAUUUUAUUUAUUUACCCUUGGAUCAGUAUCGGAUGAAAUUAUGAAAUUUUAUCAUGUUGGUUGGUAUUAUUUUAGUUUUUGGAGUGCAUUAAAUGAUACCAUGUAUUCAAUUAUUUCAAUUGCGGUAUUCUUUAGGUUUUAUAGUUUGAAUUUUGAUAGUCCUGAAAAAAGACAGAAUUAUCAUGAAAUUUCAUUCCGAUUACUUUCAUGUGCCGCUCCGUUAAUGUGGUCUCGAUUAUUAUUAUAUCUUGAUGCUCAACAAUUUGUCGGGGCGAUGAUUGUGGUUUUAAAAACCAUGAUGAAAGAAUCAAUAUUGUUCUUUGUAUUAUUAUUCGUGGUCAUAAUUGGAUUCUUACAAGGAUUCUUAGGAUUAGAUAUUGCUGAUGGUUCAAAUGAUGCCACUAGAAGAAUCUUAAUUAGUUUAAUCAAAGCCGUAGUUGGUGAUUCUUCAUUGGAUGAUAUGGGUAAUUUAAUGCCACCAUAUGCAUCAAUCUUAUAUUACAUCUAUUCCUUCCUUUUAUCAGUCAUAUUGAUGAAUAUCUUAAUUGCAUUAUAUUCAACCGCAUACGCGGCAAUUGUUGAAAAUGCCACCGAUGAAUAUUUCGCCUUGGUAGCUCAAAAAACAUUACGUUACAUCCGAGCCCCGGAUCAAGAUCUUUAUGUCCCUCCAUUAAACCUAAUCGAAAUCGUAAUUGGAACAUUUGGGUGGAUGUUACCUAGACGUCUCUACAAAAAACUCAACUAUUACGUCAUGUUAAUCAUCUAUUCCCCCUUAUUGAUCUAUAUCACCACCGAUGAAUUAUCCAACGCCAGAAGAAUCCAAUAUAAUAGAUAUAAAGGUGUUCCUGACGAUGCUAAUGAAAACGAUACCGAAUGGGACUUGACAGACGGAUAUGAUACCACCGACAUAACUGGAAGUACUUGGGAAGGUAUUUGUGAGCGAAACGCGGAAAUCCGAGAUGAAUUAAGAAAUCAAAGAGAGGGAGAACAACAAGAUCCCGAGUUUUUGAUUGAUAUAAAAGAAUUUCGUGGAUUGAUUGAUGAGGUGGUUAAACCAGUUGAAGAUGCCCAUAAGGCGGGGAUUAAGUGGGAAUAUUAUGAGCUUUAUCAAAAGAUUGAUAAAUUGACUGAAUUGGUUCAGAUUCUUGUUAAGGAGAAUCAAGAAUUGAAACAGAAUCCUAGACUGAAGAAAGUCCUAGCAAAAGACUUCAAAAUAAGCUACCGCAAACUCCUAAGUAGACUCUCUGGAAUACCUUCUGUCUAUGAAAGUCGGGAAGACCAACGUAGAUUAACACUUGAAGAAGAAUAUAUGCUAUCUAAUUGGAUCAUGAAUGAAUACCUAAACGAUAGACCAGUUGAUACGAAACGUAUUGAAGAAGUUGCUGUGAAGUUUUUACAUUCGAGAAAUGACGAUACACCAUUAGGAAAGAAAUGGUUUGAGCGAUAUACUGAUAGACAUCCCGAUAUUGAAUUGGUGAAACUUGGAGAGAUCCCGAAGGGAAUAAAUGAGGGUUCGAACCUCAAUAGUGUUAGUAUAAACUCCUCUGAGAAAGGUAUAUCCUGGCUCAAGAAGAUCUUCGAAAAGGAGACAACAAACAACCCUUCGAACGAUUCUGAUGAAUGGAGAUUACUUAUCCUCGAUGGUCAGUCGUUGGAUAUUGUAUCCGAUGAAUUCAUGAUUCAAUGUUAUCAACAUAAGAUCUGGCUAUUAUAUCUCCCACCUCAUUCGUGUCAUCUUACUCAACCUUUGGAUAUUUGUCUACAAUUGACGAGACAAUUAUCAGAUGCGGAGAUAGAGGAUAUACUAAGACUGUCAACUAGGCUGUUCACGGACUCUGAAAAGAGACAGAUCGUAGCUGCUUACAGCAACCGGAGAUCGGAAGUGUUUGGUAAGGAUAAUCUAUUACAAUCUUGGAAAAAAACCGGACUCGUCCCAUAUAAUCCUCAGGAAGUUCUAAGUAGGUCAGAAGUUACGAAACCCGAAUCACCUGGCACUGCUACUUCUCGGGAUGUCAUGUAUAUGCCACCUCAACGAAAGCAGAAUGACGUCAAGUUAGCAAUGGACGCCAUCGCUAGAAGUGAUGAUCCUCUAAAGACCAUUGAAGAGAUUUUGAAGAGUCAGCAUGAGAAGGCUAGGGAACUAGAUGAACGAAAAACUAUGUUGGAAAAGGAAUUGAAAGAGGUGAAAUGUCGGUUGAAGUAUCUACAAGGUGACUAUGAUGAUGAAGAGAUGGAGUUGUUGGAAGAACCCAAACCAAAGAAAACGAGGUUGAGGGAUUCUAAUAUCGUAUUUCUGAAGAAAGUGGGUAAAUUUGGAGGAAAUAUGCUGAGAUGA
This is a messenger RNA of Hemisphaericaspora subhashii, 3153 nucleotides long. RefSeq names its product Yvc1p (gene YVC1). The record is from RefSeq and is a predicted model, not a curated record. The transcript has 3 exons. NCBI's taxonomy places the organism in Eukaryota, Fungi, Ascomycota, Pichiomycetes, Serinales, Debaryomycetaceae. Bases 1 to 3153 code for a protein of 1050 amino acids. Gene Ontology annotation, molecular function: nucleic acid binding.